UUGGAGACGGGGAAAAAAACGCAUCACGGACAAAGGAAAUAUGGGUGAGCUGGAGAGGAUUUGCCACCGCCGGGUCCAACAAUGGAUGAGCGACUUCUGUUUCAUUCAGCUGGAGUCCAUUUAGCCAACCUUAAUGAGGUGCUGGGACGCAUGGUACUGCAAGUUAAAAAGGCGGAAGGCUGCAUUUAAUCCGUCUGCGGAUCCUAUGAGUUUGCAAUGGCUGUUGCGGGGAUACGCAACCGGCUAGGGAGCAAUGUGCCUUUUUAUUAUUUUGUGAUAUUCUCCUUAUUUUGUGGCCUUUCGUUUGGACAGUUGCGCUAUUCUGUAACGGAAGAACUCGAAAAUGGGGCACUGGUCGGUGAUCUGGCGCAUGACUUGGGGCUGGAUAUUCGAAAGCUGGCCAGCCGAAAAAUCAAGGUAACCUCCAGCAGCAGCAGCAGCAAACGCUACGUGAUUGUCAACCCUAAAAACGGCAAAUUGCUUGUUAAUGAAAGGAUCGACAGGGAGGCGCUGUGUGAUUUAUCCAGCACCUGCCUCAUCAAUCUGGAGGUCCUGGUGGAAAAUCCUACUGAGGUGCACCAUAUUGUGGUGGAGAUAGUGGAUGUCAAUGAUAAUGCACCACAGUUCCCCCGGGAUGAGUAUCAAGUUGAGAUCACAGAAUCUGCAUUACCGGGCUCUCGUUACCCAAUUGAAAAUGCCCAGGACCCGGACAUUGGGUCCAAUUCAGUUCGUAUAUAUCAGCUGAGCACAAACGACCAUUUUGCGCUGGUAUCUAACAAACCCUCCUUAAAUACAAAGCACGUCGAGCUCGUGCUGAAAAAGCCCCUUGAUCGGGAGCAAACGCCUUACCACCAGUUAAUUUUAAGUGCUGUUGAUGGUGGGACACCUGAGAAAACAGGCACGGCGAUCAUUAACGUGCGAGUCCUGGACUCAAACGACAACGUUCCCUUGUUUGACAACUCUGUGUACAAGGUGAAACUGUUGGAGAAUUCGCCCAAAAACACCCUGGUUAUCAAAUUGAACGCGACUGAUUUGGACGAGGGCACUAACGGAGAGGUGUAUUACUCUUUCAGCAGCUACACCCCUGAGCGAGUGAGGCAGAUGUUUAGCAUGGACACUAAUACAGGAGAAAUAAGAGUAACCAGCAAUGUUGACUAUGAAGAGACCAACUCCUAUGAGAUGUACAUCCAAGCGAUGGACAAAGGCCCUGGAGCAGUGGCGGCACACUGUAAGGUGGUGGUAGAAGUGGUGGACGUGAAUGACAAUGUCCCUCAGAUUGUGCUGUCGUCCCUGUCCAGCCCGGUGAGGGAGGACGCUCGCGCCGACACAGUCGUGGCCCUCAUUAGCGUCACCGAUCGGGACUCCGGCGCUAACAAGCAGGUGUCUUUAGAGAUCCCAGCAGGCCUUCCGUUCAAGAUCAAAUCCUUCCGAAACUACUACACCCUGGUUACCUCAGCCUUCUUGGACCGCGAGACCACCGAUGCCUACAAUGUCACUCUGAGUGCCACCGACGGAGGAACCCCCCCCCUUUCCUCUCAGAAGACCAUCCAGGUCGACGUGGCUGACGUCAACGACAACCCACCGCGAUUUGAGCAGACGUCAUAUACUGUCUAUGUGACUGAGAACAAUGGCCCCGGGGCCUCGUUGUGCACUGUGAAAGCUCAAGACGCUGACAUCAAGGAAAACGCACGUAUCACCUACACGGUGCUCAAUGACAAUAACCACGGCAUCCCUGUUACGUCUUAUGUCUCCGUCAAGGCCGAUACUGGGGAGGCUUAUGCCCUGCGAGCCUUCGACUAUGAGUCGCUCAGAGAGUUUCACUUCCAGGUCAAAGCCCAGGAUGGGGGCAUUCCUCCGCUUAGUCGCGUAGCCACCGUCUACAUCUACAUCAUGGAUCAGAAUGACCAUGCACCACUCAUCGUCAACCCUCCGGGUAAUGGCACGCGCUCCUUGGAGACGGUUCAAAAGAACGCAGAUCCCGGCGCCUUAGUGACCAAAGUGGUGGCAUACGACGCAGACGCCGGUCCAAACGCCUGGCUGGUGUACAUGCUGGAUACAGCAACGGACCUGGACUUGUUCAAGGUGCACGAACACACGGGGGAGAUCAGGACCACUCGCAGGAUCCUGGAAGACAACUCCACCUCAUUUGCUCUGACAGUUUUAGUGAAAGACCAUGGGCAGCCUGCCCUCUCCUCCACCGCCACCAUCAACGUGGCGGUCAUGGAAGUGCCCCCCAAGAUUGUCCCAGACCCCAAGAGGAUCAUCAGACCCCACAGCCCACUGCUUCUUUCAAACGUAACUCUCUACUUGAUUGUCGCUCUGAGUGCCACCACCUUUGUUUUCCUGGUCACCGUGGUGGUACUAGCGAUUGUCCGCUGCCAUGCCUAUUGUACCCAACCUGGCUCCUGCUCUCCUUGCUGUGGGUCACAGAAACCCCCUCCUGACGGCGGGAACGGUAGCGUGAGUGCCGGCGGAGGUGGAGCUGCCGGGGGAGCCGCAGGGCAACCGAAUAACAAUGUGGUACUCCGAAGAGACCUUAAAGUUGAGCCUCACUACAUUGAAGUGCGCGGGAAUGGCUCGCUAACAAAGACUUACUGCUACAAGACCUGCUUGACUGCCACCUCUGGCAGUGACACCUUCAUGUUCUACAACACAGGAAGGCCCAUCAGUGGCACCUGGGGCAGCGGUGCCGAUCGCUUCUUCACAAGCGGAAGCGGAUUUGUACGCAGGCUGAGCAUGCCGGAUGCCUCACUUCAAAUUUGCCCAGAGCCAAAAGCCCCGAACGCUGACUGGCGAUAUUCUGCAUCUUUGAGGGCCGGGGUGCAGAGUUCGGUUCACAUGGAAGAGGCCUCUGUGAUGCAGGGAGCUCAGGGCAUGCUGGUCCAGAACUGGCCUACAGUGUCCAGUGCUGCAGACGGUGAAGGUGGUGGAGAGCUCUCCCCUCCAGUAGGAGCCGGUGUCAACAGCAACAGCUGGCACUUCCGAUACGGAGCCGGACAAAGCUACUGCCCGCCACAGGGCCUGAAACCUGGCGAGAUUCCUCCUGAAGCCUUCAUCAUCCCCGGAUCCCCGGCCAUCAUUUCUAUCCGCCAUGACCCCGGCCCUGUUGACGAUAAAGGGGAUUUCAUAAGCUUUGGAAAGAAGGAGGAAGCCAAGAAGAAGAAGAAAAAGAAGAAGGAUAAAAAAGAAAAGAAAGAGAAAGGGAAGGAUGAUGGAGGGGAUGAUUAAAGAGGGCUGAAUUGAAGCUAUUAAGAUGCCAUCCUGAUUACGGAGCCAAAAAGCCAAAUUGAUAUGAAGGAGUCUCUGCAGCAUAUGCAUCACAGUACACACUCUACUUACAUUGUACAUUUGCCAAUCGCUUAUUCGGUGGAGCUCGGCUCUCUGCACAAAGCAAACCUGCUCGACAAAUGCGCCUCCUCUCUUCUAUGGCUCAUUUGGCCUUCAACUUUGACCAAUAGUAGUUCAUUCUAUUCAAAUGUAUAUUCAGAUGGCCUUUUGGGGGAUUGGUAUAGUAGCUUGAAAAUUGCAUUCACUCCCAAGUUUGUAUAAUGAAAAUCAAAAUGCCAUAAAAAAAGCGAUUUGUAUCCAACUAUUGUCAGGAAAGCAUGCUUGAACAAAUGAACCCUGCAUACUGUCGCAUCUAGAUAAGUGAAAGCCAAACUGAAAAAUAAGACUUUUUCGUCAGUAUUAAGUAGAUAUCGUAAAUAUUCAGCAAAUGUGGUCUUUUCUAUUUCAAAAAAAAAGAAUGAAAACCUGAAAAAGAAAUAACUGCUAUGCAGACGGUAAGGUGGCACAAAGAUAUCAACUCAAAAUACAGCAAUCUGUCAGUAUACGAUAGCACAUUGCCAACGUUCAGAAUCUACACUGGCUUGUACCAACUGUAUGAAGUUUGUUCCCAGGUCAAUGUCACAAUGUGUUUAACGUUUACAACACUUGGGCCUAACUAGACAUUUUAUCCUGUUUUAGCAUGACAAUGUGAUCUAAAAAUAAGAAAACCAUAUUGAUUGGGCCAUAUUAACCAUUUUUGCAUUAUUAUUUUUUUCCUAAGGCAGCCUCUUGAAAUUCACAUGACCAUUUUGUAAAAUAGGCCAACAUCAAUAUUUAUUGGAAAUUAGAUAUUCUUAAUUCAUUCCAUUAAAGUAAUGUUCAGCCUAUCAGCCAAAAGGACUGAUUAUUUGGGGCAAAUUAAACAUAGGUUGAUGCAAUAAUAAAUAUGAACCAAGGUGUUCAUCCUAUCUCGAAUAACACCGAAUGAGAACUUUAUCUGAGCAAACACUGAAAAAAAGUACAAGAAAUUAUUUGGGAACAUUUUAAAUGACCUCAAAUCUUUUAAGAACACAAUUUAAUGUAAAUUAAAAUUACAUCCUUUAAUUUUGGUGAGUGCAAUUAUGAGACUUGGUAUGAUUUGCACCAUCUUUAUUGCUAGCUUGACUAUUUUGUUGUUGCCUCUUGUACUCUUGUGACGCAGUGUAAUUUAUGUGCAGUUGAUCUAAACAGCACAACUCUAAAGGGACGUAAUCCAGUUGUGCACCAUCAUAUUCAAUCUGAAACACACAUUAUUGUAAACACAGACUCCCCAACAUCAAUUGUACUUUCUUCUCAGUGCUGCAUAUCCAAAGUGCAAACAUAUAGAACAUGCACGCUAUUCUUGAGGUUUGAUGGCAUUCUUAAUAACGAGAGUGUGUUCCGAGGCUGUGAGGCAAGACGGUUGCUUGUUCAAGCCUGAUCCCUCUUCUUCUGUCUUUGAAUGUUAAGUAGAUGUUCUUCAAGCUCAUCACCACCGCUUCGACUGCUUCAGUGCUUGUAGGAUGUGCUUGCCCGCUGCUUUUUUCCUCCCUCCUCGUCCUCCUCCACCCGAAUCGACGUAGUCGGGAAUACCACCCGUAAAAAUGGACUGUAGGACUGGUUGUGUCAUGAUCCAUAUUCACAAACAGAGGACACUGUACUACCUAAUGUCAAACAUUGGCAUUGUUCCCUUAUUAUGUCAUCAGAGGAAGUUGUGUUGAAUACUUGUAUCUGAGCCAUCCAUCAAUGUUACGAGAACAUUGAAAAAGGUUUGAAAUUGGAAGGCAGUUUACCAUUCGCACCAACAAGAAUUUGAACAUGGUGACCGUCUUAUUUUACUGAGUAAGCUCAGUUACUGCAAAUAAGUCGUUGUUUUUUUAUGAGCUGUUUUGCUAGUGUAUAAACAAAUGUAUAAAAAAAGAUUAACUUUAUUUUGCCCUUACUUGAGGAAUCUAGCAUGGGAGGAGAUGUGUAGUUUGAGCUGAAGGCAAUGCAAGUGGACGUGUCUCAAGUCUGUCAGUGUUACGUUUCUGGAACCAUCCUAUUUCCAGUCACAGCUGUGGGCACUGUUAUCAUGCUCAAAACCAACCAUGCUCACCUUUCCUUGCCCCCGUCCGUCCGUCCGUCAGGUGUACAUCUGUGCUGUCAGAUCACCAAGUGUUUGCAUGUUAAAAGCAAAAACAAAUAGUAUACAAAAAAGAAAAUGAUAUAUAUUAGACCUUUUUUCACUGGGAAAUGUGUAUUGGAUAACAUAAACCUGAAUACAAAUCCAUGUACACACAACACAAUACAAACAGUACCGUAUUCUACGGACUAUACGGCGCACCUAAAAACCUAGAAUUUUCGCAAAAGCCGACAGUGCGCCUUAUAGUCCGGUCCGCUUUAUAUAUGCACCAAAUUCCUAAAUUUAAACUGGCCCGAAGCAUUGUGUCAUGAAAUCAAUCAUAAGUGGCCCGCUGAAGACUAUGAAUCAAGAAUCAAAAAGACUAUGGAUCAUUAUUUUGUGAUUAUAAAAUAGUUUGUUGCGUCUGAAGUUGAAAUAAAAAAGAUAAAAUGGAGAAUGAUUUGAUUUGGAUUAAAAAUCGGACAUGAUGCAUUAAUGGUGCGCCUUAUAUAGGGACAAAGUUUUAAAAUGGGCCAUUCGUUGAAGGUGCGCCUUAUAGUCCGGAAAUUACGGUACUCGAAUUUGUGGCAAAACCUAAAAGUAUGACAUUUUUUUUAUCCUGUAAAAGUAGCACUGGAUCGUCUGUAUAUUCCUGAUGCUACUGUGUUAUGCUAUGAAUUUUUUGGGGGGCAUAUGGUUUACAUUGGUAAGAAAAUUGACCCUUGAACUUUUGAAAUGAUCAAACAAACACUGUUGUGAACUCAUGUACACACCCUCCAUAACUAUUCCUUACUUAAUGAAAACAAAAAAGGUUGAAAAAGAGGACCAAAAAAAAUCCAAAAUAAAUAAAAUGUAAAAAAAAAAAAAGUUGAUGUAUUCUCUGCUCGUGUAUAGUGAAUAUUUGUCAGUCACUGGGUGUGACAGUGGGUGGCACAUGCUAAUGACAGUGCAGAUCUGUUCAUAAACUUCUUUUGUACACCUGCUUAUUGUUAAGGUGAUAAUAGUGGUUCUAAUGACUUCAUCAACCUGGUAAUGUGUUUUGUUAAAAAGUCACAAAUAAAGGUUUUCUUAAAUAUCUCAAA
Syngnathus typhle (broad-nosed pipefish) is the source of this 6471-nucleotide messenger RNA. Its product is annotated as protocadherin alpha-C2-like. The record is from RefSeq and is a predicted model, not a curated record. The coding region runs from base 217 to 3228 and encodes 1003 amino acids. Gene Ontology annotation, molecular function: calcium ion binding. Gene Ontology annotation, cellular component: plasma membrane. The transcript is spliced from 4 exons. Gene Ontology annotation, biological process: homophilic cell-cell adhesion. NCBI's taxonomy places the organism in Eukaryota, Metazoa, Chordata, Actinopteri, Syngnathiformes, Syngnathidae.